AAACUCACUUCGUUGUUUCACCUGUUUUCAUCGUGAAGGGGUUCGCGUUCAGAAAAAUUAAUCAUGGUGUCUCUGGAAACUGUCGCGAGUAUAGUUAUAAAAAUUUUGAAAUUGGUCAUUAAUCUCAUAAUCCUGAUCCUGUACCGAACUGGAUAUAAGGAUGGAGAAUUUCUGGGUGUUGGAGGAACGUGGAACUUAAAUGAAGAUAAAAAUCCGGAUGCAGAAAUUGUUGCAUCCGGAGUUCUUGUGGGUUUCUUCAUAUACACCAGUGUUGUUCUCAUCACCUACUGUUUUGGAAGCACAAAUCACAAGAAGACUCUUGUUGAAAUUCUAAUGAACUUUGUUGGAACCUUCAUGUUCGUUGCUGUGGGUGGCACAGCACUUCAUUAUUGGAACGGUUAUCAAUCAGAAAAUAAAUUUGAUACGAUUGUUCAAGAACGACAGGUGGGUUUAGCAGUUGGAUCACUAUGCGUUAUCGAAGGUUCCGCCUAUUUAGUGGAUUUAAUACUAAGUUUGCUACAUUUUGCAAAAAAUCGCGAUGAAUUAUUCGAAUGAAUUCAAAUUUCUCUCUGUGUGCGAUAGGUAAAGCUGUUACCUUGCAUUUAUAUCGUAAGGAAUUAAUAAUCAGAAUCUUCGUUACUGUAAAUUUUUAACAUUCAUCAUGUACUAAAUUUCUGCAGGAAAUAUUGUAUUAUUCAAGACGUUCAUUUUUAAUGAAAAAUUCACAAAUAUAGUAGAUCGACGUGUUAAUCAUA
This is a messenger RNA of Osmia bicornis bicornis, 755 nucleotides long. It is a transcript of the gene Ssk, whose product is annotated as protein snakeskin. Gene Ontology annotation, biological process: septate junction assembly. Lineage: Eukaryota; Metazoa; Arthropoda; Insecta; Hymenoptera; Megachilidae. The coding region runs from base 64 to 555 and encodes 163 amino acids. The transcript is spliced from 4 exons. The record is from RefSeq and is a predicted model, not a curated record.